Messenger RNA from Yamadazyma jaroonii, 1545 nucleotides. NCBI's taxonomy places the organism in Eukaryota, Fungi, Ascomycota, Pichiomycetes, Serinales, Debaryomycetaceae. The record is from the annotation of a GenBank genome assembly.
AUGACAUCUUCUUCAGUUUAUUGUUUUGUAUCAUCAGGAAGAAUCCAUUGUGUCCCAGUGAAUUCAGUUAUUGAAUAUUCCAACCUGGUGGCGCCUCCUCCAACGAUUGUUAUUGAUGGAGAUAUCAAUGGUGAUGGAAAAGAGAUCAGAACUGAUAUUGAUGAAUCUCGUUUAAAAAUAAGAAAUAAAAAUUUGUUAUAUACUUUGAACAAUCCGUCGCUAUCAGAUAUAGAGUCAGAUGUUGGUGAUGACUCUUUCAAUAGUGAAAGCAAUGGUGAUUCAAAUGAUUAUUUAACCAACGUUAUUGAUAAUUAUGCUGCCCAUUCCCUUUACUUACCUGAGUUUGCCAUCAAUUUAGAUGAAGAUUUGAACGAUGGUUAUGGUCAAAUCAAACAAUUAUUGAAGAAAGUAUUCAAAACCUGGCAAGAUUUAUCCAAUAUUGAGGUUAAACGAUUAACUGGAGGAAUUACCAAUAUGUUAUUAAAAUGUACUUAUAAUUCAAAAGAAAUCGUUUUAAUGAGAGUUUAUGGUCAAGGUACAAAUUUGAUCAUUGAUAGACAUCGAGAAUUCAUUCUGCAUUUGGUAUUGAAUUCAAUGCAUUUAGCACCUCCAGUUCAUGCUCGAUUUAAAAAUGGUUUAGUUUAUGGUUUCUUACAAGGGAGAUCUCUUGAACCUAAUGAAUUGAAAUCUCCUAACUUAUACCCCUUAAUAGCACAACAAUUAGGAAACUGGCAUUCAAAAAUUAAUAUAAACGAAAUUCAUAAAGGUGUUAAUCAAUUGCGUGAAUACACUCGAUCUCACAAGAGAAGACAGUCGUUUCAACAAAUAAAGAGAGAAUCUUCCGACUUGAAAAAGGAGAAGAAAUCGAAAAAGAAGUAUAUUUCAAGUGUUUGGGAAUUAAUUGAAGAUUGGAUAGAUGUUGUUCCCGUGAUAAACGAAUUAAUAGAAUCUUUCCAGAACAACACCAAAGUAGAAUUGAAUGAUGAAAACAUCAGAGAUUUCAUCAAAAAGGAAUUCAAAUGGUUAAAAGAUACCUUGGAAUCUCAUAUAGAUUCUCCUAUUGUAAGUUCUCACGGAGAUUUAUUAUCAGGUAAUAUAAUUAUCCCUUCUGAAGAUUGGUUAAAUCAACCAUUCCAGAAUUUACCUCCAAUAAAUGAAAAUCCUAUCAAAUUCAUUGAUUAUGAAUACAUGUUACCAGCACCUCGAGCUUUUGAUAUUGCUAAUCAUUUAGCUGAAUGGCAAGGAUUUGAUUGUGAUCGUUCAGCUAUUCCUCAACCUACUAGUAAGAAUGAAACCAUGGUCAAUUGGGUCAAAGCUUAUCUCAAUAAUUCAAAUGCGGGUCAUGAUGAAGUUAAAGGAUUAAUUAACGAAAUUGCUUCAUAUUAUGGAUUACCAGGAUUUUAUUGGGGGAUUUGGAGUGUCAUUCAAAGUGAAAUAUCAAACAUUGAUUUCAACUAUUCAACUUAUGCCACUUUAAGAUUACAAGAGUAUUGGGACUGGAAAAAUUCUUUCGUAGAAAGGUUUCCCCAAUAUAGUAAUUCCUAA